Messenger RNA from Xyrauchen texanus (razorback sucker), 1026 nucleotides. RefSeq names its product squalene epoxidase a (gene sqlea). Gene Ontology annotation, cellular component: membrane; endoplasmic reticulum. Gene Ontology annotation, biological process: cholesterol metabolic process; sterol biosynthetic process. The record is from RefSeq and is a predicted model, not a curated record. Gene Ontology annotation, molecular function: flavin adenine dinucleotide binding; squalene monooxygenase activity. NCBI's taxonomy places the organism in Eukaryota, Metazoa, Chordata, Actinopteri, Cypriniformes, Catostomidae.
AUGUUUGCUCGUGUGCGUGCACAAGAGAGCACUAUCAUCGAUGACACUGGUGUGUCAGACAUUGCCACUGUUCUGGCCCGAAAUGGUUGUAAGGUCACAGUGGUUGAGAGGGACAUGAAAGAACCCGAAGUGGGGGAACUUCUGCAGCCGGGAGGAUACCGGGCACUUAAGGAACUUGGCCUGAGGAAUGUUGUUGAGAGUCUGGAGAAUGGUUAUGUAAUCCAUGAUCUGGACAGCAGGACAGAGGUUGAGAUCCCGUAUCGGCAGGAGAACAGCAUUCAGUAUGGACGUGCCUUCCAUCAUGGCCGCUUCAUCACGGGACUGUGUUGAGCUGCUCUUGCUGAGCCCAACAAUACUUUUGUGGAGGGCACAGUGACCAAUCUGGAGGAAGAAGAAGUGACAGGAAUUCAGUACAGGGAGAAAGACUCAGGAAACAUCAAGGUGGUUCAAACAAACAGAGCAAUGUGCCACAGAGCCACAGUGUUUACCCUAUACAGAGGGAUCAACUUACGAAUGGUUCACAGCAGUGUUCUGCUGUUGGGAGAUGUGUACAACAUGCGUCAUCCUCUGACUGGUGGAGGCAUGAGGGUUGUGAUGAACGAUGUCCAGAUCUGGAGAGAACUGCUCGAGAACAUACCCGACCUCUAUGACAACACCGCCUUACUGCAAGUAAUCACAAGAACUAACUUAAAUGAUCAAAGGGACAGCAACUAUUGCAGCUUGUUAUAUCUACCACCUCUUUUUUCAGAUUCAUUGCAUCAGUUGAGAAAGGCCUGUUUCCACUAUUGGCUUGGUGGAGAAUGAAUUAAUGGACCCAUUGGUCUCCAAACAGCUUUGUAGCUGUAACCCUUAACUCUGAUUGGUCACUUCUUCGUCGUAGCCCUGUACGCCAUAUACUUGAGCUUCAGGUCUGAAUCAUGGCUCACAAAACCACUGGCCUUUUUCAACAGUAGAGCCAUCUUCUACAGAGCCUGUACCGUCAUGUUUCCACUCAUUUACUCUGAGUUACAGUAACUGGUUUACUAG